Dreissena polymorpha is the source of this 2578-nucleotide messenger RNA. RefSeq lists its product as uncharacterized. NCBI's taxonomy places the organism in Eukaryota, Metazoa, Mollusca, Bivalvia, Myida, Dreissenidae. The coding region runs from base 592 to 1998 and encodes 468 amino acids. The transcript is spliced from 2 exons. The record is from RefSeq and is a predicted model, not a curated record.
ACUGUACUUUUUGCUUGUGUUUCAUUUACACUUUUAUUUAUUCGAGGCGGAUGUUAUUUGUGUUAUGUUUCAUUCAUGAUCUUCCUAGAGCUGUAUCGAGCGAUUGAUUGAUACACAUACCAUGCGUAUGCGAGUUCAAGUGUUUCUAAGAAAAGCACCAUGUGGCCAUGGGGAAUCCUAGUUCUUCUUACAUGUUUUAGCUUUCAGCUUUUAUGAGUACAGAUGUAAAGCCACGCAGAGGAUAAGUACCUGGUACUUGAGUUAUUGCAACUAGGGGAAGGCCCGAUUGGUUUUGCGAAAUCUGUUUUGAUUUGUCCAAGUCAGACUUUGUUAUAUAUAAAUAGUGACAGCGUAAGUAGUUAACCACGACUUUCAUUUUCACGACGAGGACUGUAGUGAUUCAUGAUAACGUAUAGAUCGGUUUUAGCGUGUUAGGUGAAGUUUUAUACGAGGUUAUGCAAACUUAAAGUCUGAUAAAACAUUCAAUCAACACAAACAUAUAACUGUGUAUUAUUAACUUUUGAAGUGCCAUUUUUUAUUUAAUCGCGUCUUUGGUUAUUAAAUCUUCUUUUUAAUGCCAGCAUUCAACAAAUGGCACACGGAGGCGUCGGAUGUACAGAGUCAGAGACUGGAUACAACAGCGUGUACAGUCGUCACUCUCGGAAUUAUGUGGAAAGUGUGUCCGUGGAGAUCAGCAGUAUAAUGACCCGGCUGGGGUACGGCGAGGAGAUUAGACGAUGGCGAGCUGAGAAAUACCGGGAGAAUGAUAGGCUGUGGAAUGCACGAUUACGCGAUGAAACUGUUAUCACAGCUGGCAGCAAGGCAGAGGGGUUGACCCGCGCGCAUGAAAGCGACCUGGACGUAUUAAGCGUGUUGAACGGUGUUCUCUGUGUUGAAGCUGGUAUCAAUCUAUACACCAUACCAGAGAACAUAGAUGUGUUUAAGAUGGAUACACGCGUAUAUCCAGGACACUGCAGACUGUUACAAGAGAGACCAGCAAAUUCACGCUUGUGUCUAAUUAACAAUGCUCUGUGUGAUGAUGGAUAUGGAGACGUUCUAUUAUGUAGUAGUUUAUUCCUAGAUGAAUGUUCGGCAGCAGCAUAUAAAUUGCCAUCAGUGUCGUAUCACGAAAGAGCGGGACCAUCGAUGCCGAUGUCAUGUUAUGACAUAUUUCAUAAGGAUAGAGUAGCUGCACUACGUUGUCUCUACCCCAGCAUCUUACAAAAAUGGUCUGCGAGACCACGAUAUUGGCCUCCACCCAUCAUAGUUAAGAAAGUCGUAUCAUUAGGAGCCUAUGUAACCCCAGUUGGAUUUAGGCAAAGUGAAUAUAAACACAUAGAGUGGAGGAUUUGUUUCAACACUGGUGAGGUAGAACUUGUGAACAACCUUAAUGAUACACAAACAAAAAUUUAUGUUAUUCUCAAAAUGAUUGUCAAAGAUAUAAUGAAACCAAAAAAUAAAGAAAUAACAUCGUACUUGGUGAAAAAUAUCAUAUUAUGGCAAGCAGAAAACACCCCACAGACAGAGUUUCAUGAACGAAGCUUACUUCACUGGCUGCAUGACGGGCUUAGAGAGCUUAGGACUGCUAUUGAGAUAAAACAACUUCGAUAUUACAUGAUUCCGGAUAGAAAUUUAAUGGCGGCCUGUGGUUUGGGGGAUGCGCAGCAGCAUAAAUGGGUAGCAGAUAUUACGGAAAUGCUGGGGGAAGGCCCCAGAGUAAUACUGAGAUUGCCGAAGAUACGAAAGGCCAUUGUUGCGUCCCCAGAGCCGAUGUUGUGGUUCAGCAAGAAAAGGAUGGCCGCGGAGAUGCUGGACCUGUUGGGGAUGAAUAGAAGAGCGCAAUGUAUGGAUCAGAAUUGGGUGUUGGAUGACUCGGAUUGCAUCCUGAAUGCAAUACGGAUACGCUCUAAGGAGAUAUAUAUUGAGUUAGCACAACGAAUGCUUCAGGAGGGCAGUUCUGUGAUGAGUUUUUGUUAUUUGUUAAAUCUUUUAAAAUGAGUAUUCAUGUCGUAAUGAAACACAAACGACACAAAUUAUGUCUGUAUCAUGGCUGGCUUAAUGGUCAUACAUUCUCUUGACAAAAUGCAGAUUUAAAUUAUCACAUCAACGGCUUAUGUGGUAUUAUAUUUUCAAAAUGUGUUAUCUUGUAUGCAGCAUUUAUGACAUGGAUGCUAAACUCAUAGUUCACGUAUUUGUGAACGUUAAUUUAAGUUUCAUUUUUCAAAUAAAUGUUGUCCCGGAGUUGAGCGUGCGUAAGAAAAUUAAGAAGGUUUUAAUUAUAAUAGUAAAAAGGAUAAUGUUAUUUCUGACUCUGGAUUGUAAUUAUAGUUUAAAUAUAGGACUCGUCCGCUGUAUAGCCUUAGAGGGGCACAUCGAUGGCUUAUAAAGCAUGAUAUUUUCGCACAUAUAGGCUAUCGUUUAUGCAGAAUGUAUUUAAUGGAUGCAACACUCACAGUUCUCGAGUGUUAAAUGCUUAUUCAAGCCUUAUUUAAAGCGUGCGUGAGAAAAUAAGAAGUAUUGUGGUAUUUCUGACUCUGAGGUGUUCUUGUAUUUCAAAUAUUAAACUCGAUCGCUACUA